AUGUCGCACAUCGAACUCAGCCGGCAGCGCAUCACCAACGAUGUUCUCCGCGUACUUGAGCAGCUUGAAUCUGCCUCCAGCCACGAAUACACCAUCGUCAAGAUCAGCGAGCCGAUCUCCUCCGCUGCACACGCGUCAGACGACGCCAAGACCACCAACAACAAUGACAACAACAAUGCGGCCCCGCGAACCUCGGACGUAUCGACCUCAUCCCUCGACGCGCCGACCCCGUCCUCGCUCGAGGCCGACCUGGCCCACUACCGCGAACUGUUCGCCAAGCUGCGCUUCUCCUACGUCGAGCAGGUCACAAAGGAGAAAUUCAUCCGCGCCAUCGUCGGCGACCCGCCGCUGAUCGUCUCGCCGCAGGAGAUCGCUGAUCUCGAAGCGAGCAAUGCCGAGGCGAAAGCUGAGCUCAAGGCGCUCAAGACCGAGGUCGCCGAGAUGGUGGAUACCCUAGAACAAAGGGGGAGGGAACUGGCCGGGCGGUAUGAGAAGGUUAAUGGGGAGAUGCAGUUUGCGAGGGAGUUGCCCGGGAAGAUUGCCGCGUUGGAGGAGAGGGUUGCGGAGCUGAGGGUGAGGCAGCAGCUGCUUGCGCCGGGCGCGAAGCCUGAGAUGAGUCUCCCGCUGGGAAAGACGCUUGCGCUGGUGGAGGGCAAAAGGAGGGAGCUGGCCGGGGUGGAGAGACAGCUGGAGCUAUUGAGUGCGCAGGUGCCGCGGAAGAGGAAGGAGGUGGAGCGGUUGAGAGGAGAAGUGGCUGCGCUGGAGAACAGGCGGGCGAAUAGUGCUGCCGCGGCGAGGGAGGCUAAAAGGAGGAGAGGGAAUGCGCAGAGCGGGGUGGAGGAUGAGUUGGAGGCGAGGGGGAGGUGGUACAGAGCUUCGGAGACCGUACUACGGCGGGUGCUGGAUCUGCAGGGGUGA
Parathielavia appendiculata is the source of this 918-nucleotide messenger RNA. RefSeq lists its product as uncharacterized. Gene Ontology annotation, biological process: protein localization to kinetochore; attachment of mitotic spindle microtubules to kinetochore. The record is from RefSeq and is a predicted model, not a curated record. The transcript has a single exon. Gene Ontology annotation, cellular component: kinetochore. Bases 1 to 918 code for a protein of 305 amino acids. NCBI's taxonomy places the organism in Eukaryota, Fungi, Ascomycota, Sordariomycetes, Sordariales, Chaetomiaceae.